UGAAGUUAUAUGAAGAAACGAGUCUUAUCAUAAUGAGUGCAGCUGCUACAGCUUCCUACCCAGAUCUUAUCCUCCCACUGAAACGCGCACCCAGUCCUUAUUGGCGCUCCUGAAUCCUGCAGACCAGCGCAGCGAUCUGUCAAUCUCACAGAGGGAGAGCGGCAGAAUGGGGAUGCUGAGCGACUGAAGACGAUGCUAUGGAUCAGGCUUUCUCUCCUCUUCAGUUUAACAUGACAUUUAAACUUACCCUGACCCUUAUUAAACGACUGAAUAAGGGAAUGUGAAGAAGCGGCCAAGGGUUGCCCGACUGAUCGAUGCACCGCUCCUCAGCGCAGGUAGGGAUGGUGAGUCGCUGUCAGACCCAAACCUUCCCGGACAUCACCGGCUUGACGCUCUCGGUGUUCGGCGGCAAGGCGGAGGAGAUGUGCGCGCGGAGAGGCUUCGGGUCGCAGAUCUACAGGAGCCCCAGCGACUCUCACGGCAUGAGCUCCGCUUGCCCGAAGCGGCUCGUCGCUCAGUCCGAGGAAAGGGCGCAUCUGACGGCCAAAAGUGCGCGCCUGUGCCUCUCUCUGCCGCCGCUCCAAGUUAAUGGGGCCUACUGCUCAGAGAAGGAUGGCAGCUCUGAGCUGAGUGAUGCCGAGGGCACCCUAAUGCGAUGUGGGCAGAGCUUGCCACUGCCAGCGGGGGGCCACUCAGAAGGGCUCUACCCCCCGAGCCUCCACUGCAGCAGACCAGCAUCCGACCUCCUUCUGCAGGAUGGCCCGCACCGCGAAAGCAGAAGCACCUCCACCUUCCAGAGAGCCCCGCCUGGUGCCAGCAUGGUUCUCUCCUCUGCCCCUUACCCGAUUAAACAGGAGAACUCAAUCGGACACAAGACCUCCGGCGUUCAAGGUCCAUCUCAGGCUCCGUUUCAGGCCUGUAGGGCAGAUCAAGCUUUGGAUGCAUCGAGAGACGAUAUAGCUGCGGCCCUGCAUGCUAGCACUAACGGUAAUGGCGUAUGCACGGUGAGCUGUGUAGGUAGUGCCGUGUCAGGAGACGCGGUGCAACCUUUUAAUAAUGGAGAUGGCUCCUCCCCACUGGCUUUGUCCCCAACUGGCUCCCAUCAUUCAGCGCGUCUGCUCAGCGCUAGCGAUGUGAAGAGACGCUGCCUUUCCCUGGCCUCACAGUCUACUGCCGCUGCUGGCACCAGCAGCGUCGCCCCAACGAGUUCACCAUCAGCCACUGGCACGACCGCCAACGAGAUCAAUAUCACCGCAGCCAUCUGCUCCUCCUCCCAGAUGUCGAUGGUUGCCUGCGUCAACGGAUUCCGCGCUAACCUCUCCCCCAGCAACGCUAGUAGCGCCGGCUUGUCUUCGUCGUCCUCCUCCUCUUCUUCCACAUCCCCACCCUCUAUUUGCUGCCAGCGGGAGGCCCCUCGGAGACCCCCACGUCACAGCAGCCCCCAGCAUUCAUCACUACAGGAGAGCUGUCAACUGUCCUCACCUGCCGUCUGCCUCCUGUCCUUGUCCGCCUCGUCAUCCUCUUCUUCGGCGUCAUUAGUGGAGCCAGAGACAGGCCUAGGGCAGAGCCUGGGGCUUUGCGAGGAGCAGGUCUCCAUGCUGCGGGGGCUUGGGGCUGGAGGAACAGCCGAGGAAAGUGAAGAGAGAGGCUUGGAUGGGUUGGGACUACUGAUGAGUGGGGCCCUUAUGUCUGGGACAUUGAGCUCCAGUUCUGAUGCUGGUUGCCUGUUGGAUGGAAGUCAAAGAUGUGGGGCAGCUCUCAAGCAGGAACCUCUUGAUGACUUCUCUCCAAGUGAAGAUGAACUCUUCCAGCACCACUAUCACCACCAUCAUCACCUAAGUGGUCGCACUGGGCACCACCGUCACACUCCCCACCCAUCUCGAUCUGCCAUGCCUCCUCCCUAUCACCUGCACCAAUACCCGGGCCCCAGUCAUGGGGGGCCACUGCAGCACCAGAGUCAGCAGACAACACAAGCCUCCUCUCUGGCAUUAAAACAAACCUCCGGAGGCCCCCCUGCCACCCACACAACCCCGGAACGCGAAGACGUCAGAGGAGGAGCGCAAACAGAUAAGCAGGUGUGCCGCUGGAUUGACUGCAGCGCUGCUUACGAGCAGCAGGAGGAGCUUGUUAGGCACAUUGAGAAAGUCCACAUUGACCAGCGUAAAGGAGAGGACUUUACCUGUUUCUGGGCCGGCUGCAUUCGCCGCUACAAGCCCUUCAAUGCCCGCUACAAGCUGCUGAUUCACAUGAGGGUCCACUCGGGAGAGAAACCCAACAAGUGCAUGUUUGAGGGCUGUAACAAAGCAUUUUCCCGUCUGGAGAACCUGAAGAUCCACCUGAGGAGCCACACGGGCGAGAAGCCGUACCUCUGCCAGCACCCUGGCUGCCAGAAGGCAUUCAGCAACUCUAGCGACCGAGCCAAGCACCAGCGCACUCACCUGGACACGAAACCAUACGCAUGUCAGAUCUCGGGCUGCACCAAGCGCUACACGGAUCCCAGUUCUCUACGCAAACACGUCAAAAUCCACUCCGCCAAAGAGCAGCAGGUGCAUAAGAAGCUGCGGCCCUGCCCACACCUGGAGCAGGAUGUCCUUAGCGACUGUCUCUCCAUGCAGCAGCUGCAGAGCUCCAGCUCCUCGCAUCAGAUCUACAACGGCAAAGAUGUUCGUUCCCCUGCACUCUGUCCAGACAUCUUCUCAGGCCUGUACGCUGGCUCCAGCAACCCCCAUCAGAGCGCCUCGGUGGAGCUCCUCUCCCAUGCCCCCAACCCUGCCUCCGUCACAGACCUGCCCUCCCGGCAGCAACGGCUGGAUCGAGACCUCGGUAGCCCUCAUCACCUGUCCCCUCUGGCAUCCAUGGAUGGCGCAAGGGACGGCAGGCUGUCAGGCCCCCUCCUGUCUCCUGGCAUGAAGGCAACAGGAACUCCUCCUCCUCUUUCACAGGAGAAACAACAUGCUCACCCUCACCACAAGCCCUACCCACAUUACCACCAUCAACAACCUGCCACUGACGAAUACCAAGCCAGCUUUCAGAGCUGCUUCCAUUUUGGAGAGUCCUACAGGAUGGAGCAGACGGUCAGCGGUGUCCACGUCCCAGGAGAUGCUCAUAACUACUCCUCCCAUCAGCAUAAUGGCUUUCACAUGCCCACCAACAACACUGGACCUACAGGAUUCGGCGGGACCCAGGAGCUGCCGGGGGGCUCAGGGUGCCAGUAUUCCUCCAGCACCGACGACAGCAUUUUCUUUCAGGUGGGCAGCUUCGACCGCAACUUGAGCCACAUGUCGUCGGUCUACACGGAAACAUAGAUCCGAGCUACGAGUUGUUGUUGCGUUACGCUGCACAACAACCCACCAUGCGCAUCUUCAGCUUCAGCCCUGGUUUCUUUCCCCAAAACAGAAAACAAAACCUCUUCUAAAGUCAUUCUGAUGUAUGCACCACAGUAACCAACUGGACUAAACAAACAUUACAGCCUAUGAAAAUGAUACCUGAUGCACUGCCUUCUUUAAAGGUAUAAAAACAUAACUUGCAAUCAGGCAUAGAUGCCUACAAAAGCCCCUUUAACUUUUCCGCAUGUUGUCAAAUUUGUCUAAGGCCGACACCAUGUGGUGCAUAACCGUGAAUGUUGUGCAAACGUGGAUCUGAAAAGACAGUUUGUCUUCAACUCCCUUUAUUCUCACACACCUAACAAAAUUAUUUCUCCCAUAUCCCGGAAAGUCCAGAUCUAAACAUGUAGAAGACUUUGAGACCAAAUUUAACUUUUCUGCUACGGACAUUACUGUUGUAGCAGAAAACUAACACCGUACUGUGCACAUCUCCAAAUACAUCAUCCUUACCGUGAAACACGGUUGUGGCAGCAUGAUGGUGUGUUUGUAAUCUUACUCAUCAUAGCCAGAAAUAUUUGACAGAGUAGAUGAGAAGAUGGUGGGACCAAAAUAGAGGACAAGAAAAACUGUUAAAGUUUGCAAAAGACUUGAAACUGGAGCGAAGGCUCACCUUCCAACAGGACAAAGACCUUAAUAUAAGGUUAGUUUUCUUUUGUAACUCUACCUUUAAGCGUCACCUCGAAGACAUGAAAUCCAAUGGUACCAUGAGGACGUUAGUGUCCUCAUGACAGCGAAGCAGAAAAGUUCAUGGGGUGUUGAUAUUUUUGCAGGAAAAGUAAUGGUCAUUCAACUUCACAUAAAUGAUUAAAGCAAAUUUAGGUUAAUUUGUGAAAUAAAUCUUUCUGCAGAAACUUUUUAAAGGCAGCUCAAGUCAAGU
Molecule: messenger RNA, 4260 nt
Organism: Poeciliopsis prolifica (blackstripe livebearer)
Lineage: Eukaryota; Metazoa; Chordata; Actinopteri; Cyprinodontiformes; Poeciliidae
Gene: glis1b
Product: zinc finger protein GLIS1
Exons: 11
Coding region: 315-3305 (996 amino acids)
Biological process (GO): regulation of transcription by RNA polymerase II
Cellular component (GO): nucleus
Molecular function (GO): DNA-binding transcription factor activity, RNA polymerase II-specific; RNA polymerase II cis-regulatory region sequence-specific DNA binding
Source: RefSeq, a predicted model, not a curated record